Chenopodium quinoa (quinoa) is the source of this 917-nucleotide messenger RNA. RefSeq names its product iron-sulfur assembly protein IscA-like 2, mitochondrial. Gene Ontology annotation, molecular function: 4 iron, 4 sulfur cluster binding; iron ion binding; 2 iron, 2 sulfur cluster binding. The transcript has 4 exons. The coding region runs from base 71 to 550 and encodes 159 amino acids. Gene Ontology annotation, cellular component: mitochondrion. Lineage: Eukaryota; Viridiplantae; Streptophyta; Magnoliopsida; Caryophyllales; Amaranthaceae. Gene Ontology annotation, biological process: iron-sulfur cluster assembly. The record is from RefSeq and is a predicted model, not a curated record.
UGGUGUUUAGAUUUAAUAAGCGAAAGAAAUCGAGAGGGAAGAAGACAGGAGAGGAACGAACUCAAGAGGCAUGGCGACAAGAUCAAUAUUAGCUCGAUUUUCUUCAAAUUUCUCUCUUCGAAUCCGCCAUAAUCACAGGAUUCUCACAUCGAAUUCCAAUUCCUUUUCUUCAUCUACUUCUGCUGCUGCUGUUUCGGAUUCUUCUUCUUCGCCUCAAGAUGACAUUCAUAUUACUGAUAAUUGUGUUCGAAGGAUGAAAGAAUUGCAAGCUAGUGAGAAUGGAAAAAAGAUGCUUCGUCUUAGUGUAGAAGCUGGUGGAUGUUCUGGUUUCCAAUAUGCUUUUGCACUUGAUGAUAACAAAACCAAUGAUGACAGAAUUUUCGAGAAGGAUGGUGUCAAGUUGGUGAUCGAUAAAAUUUCUUAUGACUUUGUUAAAGGUUCGAGUAUUGAUUAUGUCGAGGAGCUUAUUCGUUCAGCUUUCCAGGUCGUUGAAAAUCCAAGCGCUGUAGGUGGAUGCAGUUGUAAAAGUUCAUUCAUGGUGAAGCAGUAGUUCAAACUUCAUAUAGUAUAUACUUACAUAUUGUCAUGGAAAAUUCCGAUUCUUUUUGGCUCAGCUACAAACAUUUGUGAAUCCUUAAGACUGAUAAGCUUACCAUUGGGUUGAUAUUAAUGCCCACUAUCACGAUGUAACUUAGACUGUAAUGCAAGUUGAAUAGUUGAUGUCGAGGAUUAUUACCACUGCUAUCGACUAUUGCUACCUUUUGUAUUAUAUAUUCAUGUGAUAGCAAAGCUUUGAUGAAUAUAAACCUCUGAUUUGUAUUUUUAAAUUUUUUUUUUUGGUGAGCGAUUUGUAUUGUAUGUAAUAAUAUCUCUGAAAUAAGUAAAUUUUACAAAGUGGUCACACGUUAUUUCUGUAA